AAGAAAUGAGCGAGGACGCUACUCUCAGUCAGAUGGAUACCGAAAAGAAAUCAGAAGAGAUAAUAACUCGAAAGCCAAGCCUCGCAGAAGGUACUGUAACAUCUCACCAGGGAGCCAACCCUCCGGACUUCAACCAGCUCGCUAUCAACCAUGCAAUUGAAGCAAUCGGAAUGGGCCGCUAUCAAUGGCAGCUGAUGGUUUCUUGUGGAUUUGGGUUCAUUGCAGACCAGAUGCUGCUGGUCUCCAUCAGCCUGGUUAUGCCUCAAGCCUCGAAGGAAUUCGGCCCUCGAUACGCAACACUUCUUUCCGCUACACAGUAUGCAGGUUUAGGAGCCGGUGCUGUUAUCUUUGGGCUUAUUGCUGAUUUUACUGGCCGUCGUCUGGCGUGGCAGACAUCUAUCUUUGGCGUGUCUGUCUUUACUGCCAUCUGUGCCGCCUCACCCAACUGGGCUGCGUUGAAUAUUUUUGUUGUACUCGCUGCUUUUUUUGGCGGUGGGAACUAUAUAGUGGCAAUUGACCUCACAGUACUUGCAGACUUUGUUGACUCAUCAUGGACAGCCUGGCCGCUUGUGGUGAACUUUUGUUGCCCAGCAGGCGCCACUCCGGAAACGUGCACCAAAGCUAAUAAUAUGGGAUGGCGAUAUCUGUACAUCAUUCUCGGUGGAUUAUGUCUCGUCAUGUCAGUUCUGCGCACUUUCGCGCUGGGGAUGAGCGAGUCACCCAAGUGGCUUGUAUCACGGGGUGAAUUGAACGAAGCAGUGGCGUCCAUCAACACAAUCAGCAAAGUCAACAAAUCAACAUACGUAAUGAUGGUUAAUCAGUUGCGUCCUCAUGAGCAGGAAGAUUCUAAGAGUGCUAUCAAGAAAGCGGCCUCCAUGGUUGGCGCAUUAUUCCAUGGCUCAAAGCAAAUUCGCUCCAUGAUAUGCUUGAUUCUCCUUUGGCUACUUAUUGGCAUUGCGUUUAGAUAUCCCGUCUAUACGGUGUUCCUCCCAUACUACCUUGAAGCGCACGGAGCGACAUUAGGCGAUGGAAGCACGUAUCAGACCUACCGCGACUGGUCCAUCUCCUCGGUAGUCGGAAUCUGGGGACCGAUCCUAAGUGCCUUCCUUGUGCAGGUGCCUUUCCUCGGACGUCGACGCUCAAUGACGCUGACGGCCUGCGCCUGCGCCGCCUUCGCAGGCGCCUUCACAACUGUCAAGAACGAAUCACAGAACCUGGCCUUUUCCGGCAUGAUUAACUUUUGGCUCAAUGCUCUAUACGGCAUCAUCUACGGGUAUACGCCAGAAGUCAUGCCAGAUGCAUAUCGGGGCAUUGGCUGUGGCCUGACCCUCGCCUGUGGGCGGAUUGCUUCUCUUUCGGCUCCAUUUAUCGCGACCUUCGGGGAUGUCACGACGUCUGUGCCUAUUUGGGUCUGCUGUGCGUUCUUUGUGGUUAUUGGGGUUGUGUCACUGGUUUUGCCGUUCGAACCAGGAGAUUCUUGA
Messenger RNA from Aspergillus caelatus, 1481 nucleotides. RefSeq names its product major facilitator superfamily domain-containing protein. Gene Ontology annotation, biological process: transmembrane transport. NCBI's taxonomy places the organism in Eukaryota, Fungi, Ascomycota, Eurotiomycetes, Eurotiales, Aspergillaceae. Bases 6 to 1481 code for a protein of 491 amino acids. The record is from RefSeq and is a predicted model, not a curated record. Gene Ontology annotation, molecular function: transmembrane transporter activity. The transcript is spliced from 6 exons.